CAGACGUGGCGCACCGAAGGCUCCCCGGCACCGCAUCCAUCCACAGGAAGGCAUCAGGAGAGAUUGGGCAGGAAGAGGCGUUAUACGAUGGUUUCACCGAGGCCAUAUACGCAGCACCGUCCAGCCCGGUGACCUGAUGACUUCUCUCAAGCCGCGAAGAGACGGUAUGGGAUUAUCAGGCUUCUGGUGGCCAGUUUCCGCACCUCUCCGAACGGCCUGCGGUCUCGGCUAGGAUGCGCGGCGAGCGCGAGCAGACUGCGUAUCAGAAGUCCCCAGCAGCGCACGCCACCGAGAUGCCUUCACGGAAGAAAGACUUCGGAGGGUCACAGGGUUUGCGACUUGCGGUGUACCCUCUGGCUGUCACUCACAUGCUCGUUCCACGACCAAUCCGUCUCUGGCGUGGCCUCCGAAGGGUCGCGGAAAAGUUAACCUCAGCGCGACCGCGCCCGGAGGGCACGGCCAACUCUGCACCGACUGCGGACCGGGGUCUGGCCAUGCGGAGGCGUGUGGACGUGCUUGGUUGGUUGGUGCAUGCUAGCGCCAGCGUCCCUAGGGAGCACUCGCGCUUUGCGGACUUGGGAGACACGCACGCCCGGCCAUGACGACCCGGUUGUCGGCGGUCCUGCGACGAGGCAU
Molecule: messenger RNA, 636 nt
Organism: Dichomitus squalens LYAD-421 SS1
Lineage: Eukaryota; Fungi; Basidiomycota; Agaricomycetes; Polyporales; Polyporaceae
Exons: 1
Coding region: 234-602 (122 amino acids)
Source: RefSeq, a predicted model, not a curated record